Molecule: messenger RNA, 345 nt
Organism: Danaus chrysippus (African queen)
Lineage: Eukaryota; Metazoa; Arthropoda; Insecta; Lepidoptera; Nymphalidae
Source: the annotation of a GenBank genome assembly
AUGGGAGCUUUGCCGACACUACGUCCCCGUCAUCAAAGUAAUCACAGGCUCGCAGCGACUUCACGAGACGUCGCUAAUAAUUUUUUAAACAACCCGAAAAAUAAACAAAAACCCUUACUAUUAAUUGCUAAGUUUAUUAUAUUAUGCAGUUUUUUUUCCUCGCAGGGUCGAAAACCGAGGGUUGGGGUGAGGAGGGCUGCGACACGUGCGUCCGCACUCCGCAGCUCGACGCAUGCGAGACUGCGGGGCGCCGGCAGCGCAGGCGCGCCCCUCGACCGGUUCAGUCUGCCGCUGGCCACCACGCAGCCAGCACGCCACCACCACGCGAGUGAUCCAUGCGAGUGA